Orcinus orca (killer whale) is the source of this 5223-nucleotide messenger RNA. It is a transcript of the gene DUSP4, whose product is annotated as dual specificity phosphatase 4. Lineage: Eukaryota; Metazoa; Chordata; Mammalia; Artiodactyla; Delphinidae. The transcript is spliced from 4 exons. Gene Ontology annotation, biological process: negative regulation of MAPK cascade; protein dephosphorylation; endoderm formation. Gene Ontology annotation, molecular function: protein tyrosine/threonine phosphatase activity; MAP kinase tyrosine/serine/threonine phosphatase activity. The record is from RefSeq and is a predicted model, not a curated record. Gene Ontology annotation, cellular component: nucleus; cytoplasm. Bases 458 to 1648 code for a protein of 396 amino acids.
GCGAGGUAGUAAUGAAUCUGCCCCCUCCCGGGGGAGAGCAGAGGAGCAUUAAUAAAUCCAUAAGCCGAGGAGAGGAAACUCUGGCUGGGGCAGACCGCGGAGCUCCGGCAGUUCGUGGGGAACGGCGGCCAGAGCAGCACAACGGGCAAAAUACAAUAGAGGCGACAACGGAAAGAAGCCCUUGGUCCUCUCCCGUAAACACACUCCCCUCACCGCCACCUCCCCCUUGGCACCGUGCUGCCUGGCGCCGAGGCCGCUCGGACUGCUAUGUAACUGCGAGUCUGUGGGAGGAAGGGGACCGGGAGAAGAGGUUCGGCCGUGGGAGCCCCUAAGGGCCAAGUUUGCGGCCACUUCUGCCCGCGCUCUCCCUUAGCCCCCGUUCGCCCCUUCCUGCAGCCUAGCUGGCCCGGGCGUCCUUCGCCUCCUCGCGUGCCCACAGCCGCGGUUCCUGGCGACCAUGGUGACGGUGGAGGAGCUGCGGGAGAUGGACUGCAGCGUGCUCAAAAGGCUGAUGAACCGGGACGAGAACGGUGGCGGCGCGGGCGGCAGCGGCAGCGGCAGCCACGGCGCCCUGGGUCUGCUGAGCGGCGGCAAGUGCCUGCUACUGGACUGCCGACCGUUCCUGGCGCACAGCGCCGGCUACAUUCGAGGCUCAGUCAACGUGCGCUGCAACACCAUCGUGCGGCGGCGGGCCAAGGGCUCGGUGAGCCUGGAGCAGAUCCUGCCCGCGGAGGAGGAGGUCCGCGCCCGCCUGCGCUCCGGCCUCUACUCAGCCGUCAUCGUCUACGACGAGCGCAGCCCGCGCGCCGAGAGCCUCCGCGAGGACAGCACCGUGUCACUGGUGGUGCAGGCGCUGCGACGCAACGCCGAGCGCACCGACAUCUGCCUGCUCAAAGGUGGCUAUGAGAGGUUUUCCUCCGAGUACCCGGAAUUCUGUUCUAAAACCAAGGCCCUGGCAGCCAUCCCACCUGCUGUGCCCCCAAGCACGGCUGAGUCCUUGGACCUGGGCUGCAGCUCCUGCGGCACCCCACUGCACGACCAGGGGGGUCCCGUGGAGAUCCUUCCCUUCCUCUACCUCGGCAGCGCCUAUCACGCAGCCCGGCGAGACAUGCUGGACGCCCUGGGGAUCACAGCCUUGCUGAACGUCUCCUCUGACUGCCCGAACCACUUUGAAGGACAUUACCAGUACAAGUGCAUCCCGGUGGAGGACAGCCACAAGGCCGACAUCAGCUCCUGGUUCAUGGUGGCCAUCGAGUACAUCGAUGCGGUGAAGGACUGCCGCGGGCGCGUGCUGGUGCACUGCCAGGCCGGCAUCUCGCGCUCGGCCACCAUCUGCCUGGCCUACCUGAUGAUGAAGAAGCGCGUGAGGCUCGAGGAGGCCUUCGAGUUCGUGAAGCAGCGGCGGAGCAUCAUCUCGCCCAACUUCAGCUUCAUGGGGCAGCUGCUGCAGUUCGAGUCGCAGGUGCUGGCCACGUCCUGCGCGGUGGAGGCCGCCAGCCCGUCGGGGCCGCUGCGCGAGCGGGGCAAGGCCACUCCCACCCCUACGUCGCAGUUCGUCUUCAGCUUCCCGGUCUCCGUCGGGGGGCACCCGGCGCCCAGCAGCCUGCCCUAUCUGCACAGCCCCAUCACCACCUCCCCCAGCUGUUAGAACCUCUCGAAUCCUCCCUCCCCUACACCCGUCGGCUCUCAGCCCGGGUUGGGUGGCGCCCUGUGCGGGCAGCAGGUCGGGACUGGCCCACAGGGGGCGACAGAGCUCCUUCCAUCCAUCUCUCUUUGGCCAACCGGGGGGGCCAGCUAGAAUGGCAAUAAGGACUUCGAAUACAUAUUUAACGCAAACAAACACAACACUCCAACUUAGAGCAAUAAUGUCUUCCUCGGCAGGCAGGGAAGACCUGGGUUUUGGUUUGUGCGUCAGUUUUACUUUUCAGAUAGGAAUUUCUUACCUCAUUUUUUUCAGCAGUAAGGCUUGAAGUUAGGAAACCCGCAGAUCCUGGCAAAUGUGCCCACCCAGUUCUGUUGAGGGGGAGGGGAAGGGAGGGAGGGGAGGGAAAGGGACAAGAUAAAAACAAGUUUGCCAGAAGUGCCUGGUUCUGUGUGCUCGGUCCUUUUGUUGUUGUUGUAGUUACAGGAUUUUCUUUUUUUUUUUAAAGAAAUCUUUUAGGACAUGGUUUUCCUUUCUAAGUCACCACCAACAGGUGAAUAAUUAUGCUUAAUAAUAAAUAAAAGUAUUUAUUAAGAAUUUCCUCAGAGUAUGUAAGUACAGAGUCUAGUGAUGGUGAAUUUAGAAUAUAUUUAUGUUAAUGUGGAUCAGCAGAGCACAACAGCAUGCAGACGUCAAAGCAGUUAGGAAGUAAGUGGUGUGUACAAGUUAGCAUGAUGAUCAGCUUGCGUUUGUUACCGCUGAGAAGGGGGCAGGGCGGGGUGGGAGGAGGAAGAAAGGAAGGGACUACUUUUUCAUUACAGCCUCCCUCGGUAUCUGCCGGGGAUUGGUUGCAGCACCCCUUCCCUCCAUCGCGGAUACCCAAAUCCGUGGAUGCGUAAAUCCGCUGAUUCUUGCAUCCGCGGAUACUGCGUCCGCGCAUACUGCAUCCGCGAAUACGGAGCGUGGAGCGCACUUGGUUCUUGGGCACAUGGGCCACUGAAGCGAUUUGCAACCACAACAAUACAACCGUUUCUGGUGAUCAAUAACUCACUGUGGCGGUGGAAGCAUUUUUCUCAUAGACCUGCCUGAGAACUUGUAUAUCAUCUGUGAUAAAUGCCAUAUCAUAUAAGGUGCUCGUAAAAAAAAUUGGGCGCAAUUCAGCUUUUCCUGCAGUGAAUCAUUUGGCAAGGCCGUUGGGGAACCCAGCUAAGAGAGAUAGACCCGAAAUGGAUCCUUUUGGAAGUGGAAGCACCAUCUUUUUUCUCUUUUGCAUAAAUCAGAGUUUUUAAUUUUAGGGGGUUUGCUUGGAAUGAAGUACACCAACAAAUUCUUGGGUUCUUAAAAUUCGUGGUGUUGGUGAAUAUUUUUAAAGUGAAUAGGUGAAUAAAAAGAAGGGAGUGGACACCCCAUUUCAGGUCCCUUGGAAGUCUAAGACAGCAAGAGAGAGUGAGUGAAGAGUCGGGCAGACUCUGUGGGGGGGCUGGCUGCUUGGUUUCUGUGACAGGCAUCCAGGGCACUUGUGUGCCGUCUUAGAAUCCUUUCUUGGGAUACUGCCAUUUUCAGGGCCCUUUCCAGAUGGAGGAAUGGCUUUUGGAGAAAGAAGGAGAUGGGUUGGGCUUGGGGGGAGGGAGGACGGGACAAACCACGUGUUAUUUAAUUUGUAGUAUCGUGGAACAGUGUUGUUACCCAGUACCAGGUUAGAGGUAAUUCCAAACUUGUCUAGAAGCGAGAGCAUGCUUUUUGGUUUUGUUUUUUGGGGUUUUUUUUUAGCCUUCUGAGGAUCUAAGUGAUGCACAUUCCUGCUCACCCAUAAAUAACAUCAAGCCUCAAGGUUGGAAUAGUGUUGGAAUGCUCCUUCUCAGCCCCACAUCCCAGACAGGACCAGGUUCCUUACAUUUCCUUCCAUAAACAUGAGCCUGUGUUGGCGUCAUUUGUCCUGCCUUUCCCAAGCCCUGUCUGAAAAAGUGUGGGUUCCCACAAGCAGAUAGGCCCGCAGGAGGGACUGCUUGAGAGAGGAGGGAAAGUAGCUUUUUACAGAAUGAGUGUACAUUGGCCAAAACUUGUGUAUCCUGCUUUCCCAGACUGGAUCCCAACCACGCGGUCGGAGCCCAGGACCUGCGCCAGACAGGUCUUUUCCCUGCUUUCCAAUUCAAGUCUUCUGUCACAGCGUCAAACCACUAUUUAUAAAGCCAUUUUCUUUGUACCCAAUAGCAGCCCCAAAACUCUUAGAAAUCAAAUAGGAAAUUGGCUUGAUUGGAAACAGGGACUUGGGUCACUAUUUCCCCAUCAGAAGCCUCUUUGAUGACUUGGAAUAGCUGUAAUGAAGACAGCACCGCAGGGUCUGUCCAAAUGGCCAGUGGGUUUCAACAGGUGUCUCUCCCAUGGAGUGAUUUCUGGUGACGUGAAAUAUGUGUCAUGGCUGGAAAGCAUUGCCACUUACACCGAAGAUCAACUGUGCUGUUGACAAAGGCAGUAGGCACUCUGGAUCUUCCGUAGAGACUGGAGAAUGCUGCCGGUUCCCUCCCGGCAUCUCUGUGUGACCCAAGUGUGUUCGUGGAGCUUCCCCCGAGCAGUAUUCGGCUGAAGCCGCCUGUGAGCCGGUGGCCGGGAGCUCCCAGCCUCAGUCGUGGCCUCCUGAGACCAUUUUCCUCAGGUACCCAUCCUAGCCCGAUUCCAGAGAGUUACCCAAAAGGUUGGGAAGCCAUGAGAAAAAACGUAGAAUCCGUGGGAAGAUGGGCAGAGGGAGGUGGGAUGGGUGAUUCAAAUGUGAGGGGAAGGGGCUGUGAGAUUGGAGGGGCCGCCAAGCCUCUAGUUGGUAAAGUGGUGGUUCGCCCUGGCUGCCCGUCAGCCUCAGCUGGGGAGCUUUGAAACCCUGCUACCAGGCGAUCCCAGACUAAGUACAGCAGGAUUUCUGGAGGAGGGACCUAGGCAUCAGUAGGUUUCAAAGCUCCCCAGGUGCUCUCCGUGUGUAACCAAGUUUGGGAAGCUACUUUCUGGAUGGCAAGGUGCUCUUGGAAGCUGGGUCUUGAUGACACAGAGCUGGCUUGUCUGGCAGAAGCCACAGCCAGGGGUUUGUCACUAGUUCGGUGUGGUCUCAUGGUCAGUCCCCUCAGCGCUGCUGAGGGACGAGAUGGUUUCUGUCAGGAGCUCAGGGGCCACGUGACCUCCUGAACGAGGGGCCCUUUCAGGCCCCUUGAAAGCCAGCUGAUCUGCGGAGCGUUGUUAGGAAACCGAAUACAGUGUCUGGAUGUCGAUGUUCUUCCCUGAAAGUUUCCCUGUCUAUCGAGAAGGAUGGAGAGUGCCACCUCUUUGAAGAGGACCCUGCCCUUCCUUAGAGUUUAUGAGUCAUAGGAGAAAGAGGCUUCAAGACAGAGCAAUGCAAUACUUGUAACUUCUGUAAAUAGCCCCAUGUUUCAGAGUGAUGUCAUUUCUACAUUUGAUAUGCUUGUAUUUCUGUAGGAUGUAUAUAGUCUAGGGGAUUUUUUGUUUGGUUUUGUUUUUUAGAAAAGUCAAACAUGUCAGUUUUUAUUUAUUGCUUGAAAAAAAGAUCAUUUGAAGAAAAAUAAAUACAUUUUCAACCA